GGAGGAGGGCGUACUGGCGCAGAAGAAGAAGACGAGGAGGGCGUUGGAGGUGAAGGUGCCGAGCUUCUUCCGCUGCCCGAUAUCGCUGGACGUCAUGAGGUCGCCCGUCAGCCUCUGCACCGGCGUCACCUACGACCGCUCCUCCAUCCAGCGCUGGCUGCAGUCCGGCAACGCCACCUGCCCCGCCACCAUGCAGCCCCUCUCCUCCACCGACCUCGUCCCCAACCUCACCCUCCUCCGCCUCAUCCGCCUCUGGAACGACAACGCCCCUAACCCUAACCCUAACCCUAACCCUAACCCUAGCGCGAUUACUAGUACCCUCUCCUCCUCCUCCUCCUCCUCCUCCCCAUCCGCCGCGGUCAAGGAGCUCCUCCGCGAGGCGCGCGACGCGGCGGACCCGGCCCCGGCGCUGCGGGAGAUCGCGGCGAUCCUCGAGGAGGACGACGAGGACGAGGGGGAGGUCGACAAGGACGGGCUCGCCGCGGCCGUCGCGCCGCUGCUCCGGGUCGAGGGCGCGGAGGCGGCGGCGGCGCGGGUUCUGGCGCUCGUCCUCGCCGCCGACGGCGCCGACAAGCGGGCGGUCGCCGCCGCCGCCGACCCGGGCGCCUCCGCCGCGGCGCUCGCCCGCGUGCUGAGGACGAAGGAGAUGGGCCCGCGGGUCGACGCCGCGCGGGUUCUGGAGUCGCUGAUCGCGGCGUGCGGGAGCGAGUCGGAGGCCGCGGCGGUCGCGGAGGCGCCGGAUCUGAUCCCGGAGCUGAUCCGGCUCGCCGGAGAGGGCGACGCCCCCGCGGCGGCGGCGGCUGCGGCGGCGGCGAUGGGGUGCCUCGCCGGGAUCGGGGCGGGGUCGCGGCGGGGGAGGGGGGAGAUGGUGACGCGCUGCGCAGUGGGCGCCGCGGCGAGCGGUUUUAUGGGGGGCGCGCGGCGGGGCGGGCGGCGGCGGCGGGCGGCGCGGUUGAAGUUUUGGAAGCGGCGGCGGGUGUGA
This is a messenger RNA of Ananas comosus (pineapple), 982 nucleotides long. Its product is annotated as U-box domain-containing protein 29-like. Gene Ontology annotation, molecular function: ubiquitin protein ligase activity. Gene Ontology annotation, biological process: protein ubiquitination. The record is from RefSeq and is a predicted model, not a curated record. NCBI's taxonomy places the organism in Eukaryota, Viridiplantae, Streptophyta, Magnoliopsida, Poales, Bromeliaceae.